UGUUUGGUAUUCAUCCGCUACGUAAUCAGAGACUGGAGAAAUCCCUACAAAUUAUCUCUCGAUUUUUUGCUGAUUUCUAAACGGAUUACUAUGUGAAAAUGAGUGUUAACUGAAAGUAUGGCUUUCAAGUGCAGGGAGGAAAUAGUUGGAAAGAGAUUUCUCUCCGUAAAAAGCCAGGCAAAGUUAAAACUUGGCAAGAUUAGCGAAUGGGAAUGGCGGUCAGGCGUUGUACGAGCAGUGUCCUCGCGAGACAGCAGUCGCUCCGAUUUGUCGGUCCUGAUUGAGUUUGAUGAAUCCGACUGGGAGCAGAGAGAGUGGAUAAAAAUUCACUCAGUGUUCCAAGUUUUUCUUGUUGAGCAGACUUUGGUUUGGAGUGAAAGAUUAGACCCUGAAAGCAAGACAACUUCAGUUGAAUGGCCAGCCCUGAAUUUCCGAUCCAUUGUUGAUAAAGUAGGACUUAGCAGCUGUAGGAAGCGACCAAUCGAGUUUUUUGAUGAUCAACUUUUGGCGUUUGUCGAGGAUAAGAACCUUCACUGUUUCCAGGAGACAGAGCUACUGAGUAAUCCAGUGUUUGAAGCCUACCCAAGUCUCAAUCAAGCCGUUAAAAACUGGCUGGACUACCAGGAUGGUCAGAGGAUUUUGUUGACGACCCCCACCGUACUUGUUGGGUACCGCCUGGAGGUGUAUAGAGCUGAGGGGACCACCCAGUGGUACACAGCUGUGAUUCAGUCCUACAACCACACCACUAAGAGUCUGUCUUUAACUGAUGAUACAGUACUAGAGGAGCAUAAUGAAGACCCAGCCCUUAUUCAGAUGCGGCUGAUUGAUGAUGGGGUGGUGGAUUCAAUUUUGCGAGGUGUAGAAGUUGGAAUUGGUCCUAGAAGGACUAGACAAACAAACAAGGAACAGCAAGGCAAUACAACCAGAAAUCCUACAUCUAAACAACCACCAGCCAACUCAGAAAAAUCUUCCUCUGUUCGGAAUAAUAAAGUUAAACAGAAAGAGGCGAAAUCCACGGAUCAAGAUUCAGACAAAGAAAAACCAAAAACUGGAAAGCCAGUAACAACAAAAGACCGAAAAAGAAAACCUGUGGAUUUCUCCGAGAAUUCUAGUGACUCCACAGAUGGUACAUUGGAAAGAAGAUCACGCUCGGUAGAGAAGCGAGUGAAAUCCGACGAUAGCAAAGAGGAUCAACCUAAGGCAGCAACCGACUCAUCCAAAUCAAAAUCUGAACACAAAUCAGUGAAAAAAGACACUUCUAGUGAGAAUAAGAUCUCAAAGGACAAAGUUCAUCCAAAACGAUCCCGAAAAACUUCAACUUCAGACAGUCCUACAAAACAAUGUUCAAAAUUGCGACCGAGUCGACAUAAGAAGGACUUGCCUGUCUGUGAUUCAUUGUCAUCCCAACAUGAGGGGUCCCAGAGUUCUCCUGACUCCAGGGACAGUGUAGGGAGCUCCAUCUGUGAUAAUCAAUCCUCGGGGGAAUGCCCCACCACUCAGUCUGACGAAACCCAGUCUGACCAAGCCAAUACAGAAGAUAAUAUGCACUUUAUGAAACAGAGGUUGUUAGCAAGCAACACCUCUUCUGAAAAAUCUCCGGGCCCAAUUAAUGCCAAUAUUGAUGUCAACCGCUCGGUGACAGAUCAAAUCGCAAAACUCUCCCGUGCUGAAAGUGCCGGAUCUCACUCGGAGGAGGAGAAAUUCAUUUCAUCCAAUAAAUCUGUCUCGCCAAAAUCUUCUGGAAGCUUUCUGUCAUCUGUUUCCACUGCUGAUGUGUAUACUCACGAACAGGACAAGGAGCUAAGGAAUAACAAUAUCAGUGAUCAUGUGUCUGGAUGUAAUUCUCUCUCAAAUAGUUUGAAUAAUGAUGAACUCCGAUCAAGCUCGCGAGCAAGUGAACAUUCUAACUCAGGAUUAAAUGAAGACAGGAGACCAGCAUCUCGACUUGAUGAUCUCAAAACAUCUCAGAAAAACAGUCCAUCUUCUAGUCCGUUAAUCAUUGACAAAAGUGAACCUGUGCAUCCCUAUAGGGACCCUGAACUCAUGAGAAAAAAUCCUGUUCACAGUAACAUUCACGGCAUGCUUGGGAGCCACAAGAAGCCACCGUACUCCAGUGUUCAUACUCCCAUUCCCUCAGCUGCCACCCCUACCCAGUCAAUCCCAUCAACCACCACCUACCCCUCUCAUCCCAUCCCCCCAAACCAUGUGAUCCCCUCCUUACAGUAUCCUCCUCAUCAUCUCACAGCCGCUCUGGGGGCCGCUGCCACUCUGGGCAUCCAUCCUUCUCUUGCUCAGAUGGACCCGUCACAAUUAGCAGCUCUUCAACACCAACAGUUAGCCUCCAUGCAAUACCAGCUCCUCCUCUCCAGGGGAGGUUACCCGUCAACCCUCACCAUGCCUCAACUGGAGCACCUCUGGCAGAAGACUUACCCCUCCAUUCCCAUCCCUCCUCAGUAUUUACUGCCCAAAAACCGGGAGGAUCUACUGGGGCACCUGUUCUCCAAGGAGAGGGAGUUAAUAGAGAGGGAACGACUGGAGAGAGAAAGGAUGGAUCGGAUUGAAAAGGAAAGACUUGAACGGGACCGGCAGCUAGAAAGGGAGAGACAAGAGAGAAUUGAGAGGGAACGAGUAGAAAGAGAGAGAGACAAAAUAGAGAGAGAACGAGAGCAAGCCAUGAGGGAACGGGCAGAGAAGGAAAGAUUGGAGAAGGAACGUCUAGAUCGAGAACGGAAAGAAAGGGAGGAAUGGAAGAGAAUGGAGCAUGAACGAGAGCAAAAGAAGGAACGUGAACGGAUCCUGAAGGAAUCAGCCGACACCUUGGCUGCUGUUGAUGACCAUUUUGCUCGUUCUCUGCGGAACAAAGAGGAGAGAGAACAGAUGCUGAAAGUGAUAAGACAACAGGAGAUGGAAAAAUUCUACAAGCAGAGCUUUGAACAUCAGAAAGUUUAUGAGCAGCUUCAGAAAACAGAUAUCAAGUCUGAGAAGCUUCCCAAAAGUGAGGCCUAUAAAGCUUACCCCCAAAGCAGUAGUUCCUCUAACCCUGUAAAACAGGAGAAACCAAACUUUAGUUUGUAUGGUUAUCAACCUUUCCAGCAGCUUUCCUACAUCUCCCCAGACCAGCUCCAUCUUCACGGUCUGGACAAGAAAGAGGAGAAACUAAACAUGGACUCUUCUAAACAAAGUCUAGCUCAUGCAGCAAAUAUGGCUAGUCAGAUGUCAUCUGCUCCACCACCACUCAUCAAAGAUGGCCACAGUUCAGUGAUAUAUGAUAACCGUUAUAAGGAUGGUUCUAAUUCCACUAGUCCACGACCUGCCCAUUCACAUCACAGUCAUCACAUCUCCUCUCAGUCACCUCGGCAACCAAAGCCAGCUCACACCCCCAAUCGUCAUCACGGAAGUCCACACCAGGACCAGUCCAUUGAUCUCUCCUCAUCCUCUGGACUUCAGGUCUCGGCUUUAUCAGCAUUCAGAUCUACAGAAUCAAAACAUAUCGGACCAAGAACACAGAGUCCACUUCGUGUGGCCAGUCCUCAUCAAUUAAAUGUAGCAGUGAUGCAGCAGCCAGUCAAUUAUCACAGAAAUGAGGGUAAACCAAGGACUAGCCCCUCCUCCAAAUCCCCUGUCUCCUCCAAUAGCAGUAACGUUCCAUAUAUGUCUGCAGCAAUAGCCCAGCCUCCAGUGUCCUUGCCCGCAGGAUCUGUGGAUUAUAGCUGCAGUCUCAUUCAACAAGGCCUCGUUCCAAAUCCCAUCUACUCUCAGAACAGUGUGAACCCGGCAGCAGAGCACCAUGGGAAUAGUCACAGUAUGUUGACCACCACCCAGAGCAUGGCUCCUACCUCCUCACACAACACACACUCAACUACAGGCCAGCAGGGAGUGAAGCGCAGACCAAACAAGGAAAGCAGCAAUCGUAAGCGACAGAAAGCUGACAAUGGGGGCAGUAAUCCUGGUGUAGGGAGUGGUGGUGUGCCAGUCACUACCCCCCAGAUAUUGACUAAUCCUUCCCCCUAUACCACUACAAACAGUCAGUCCUCUGUCACCUCAACAUCAGCCACCACCUCCUCAGCCAUGUCCAUGCUUCUCUCCUCCACAUCAUCCAAUCCACCACAGGGAACCUCAGGAUUCAUGGACAGCUUCAAGUCAUUUGUUGAGAAUGCAGUUCAGAAUGCAUUUUAUCAGGACUCUGAUUUAGCAGACGGCAAAAAGGUUCCUGCUCCACCCCCUCCCCCCACACAACAGAAGCCAGACCCCUCCCCAAGUCUGGCUGCUGAGGAGUCCAGUCUAGCAAGCUCCAAUAGUCAUUCAACUCUGAUGGAUACAAUAAGCCGAGUAGCCAAUGGUCAGAUAAAUGAUACGGACAGUGACACUCUCAGUGCCCCCAGCCCUCCACCACAUAUCACUAACCCCUCUUCUCAAGGUAAAGCAGCCAACCACCCCAAACUCAAAAAAGCUUGGCUUCAGAGACACUCGGAUGAAGAUAAAUUGGAGACAAAGGUUGAACCAGGGUCACCUUCAACAGAAAAUGACACAGAAGUGUCACCAAAGGCAGAGGACAAGCUCAAGAACUGUUACGUUAAUCUGACAAACAUUUCUCCCAAAAAGGAGCCGGGAACCAAAUCACCAGUGACCAGUAGUGCUUAUAAGCUUCCUAAUGGGAAUAUUAUCGGGAAGGAUAAAGAUGACGAGUCCACGACGUCAGCCUCAGAAACAGAGUCACAACAGGUGAGUGACUCCUCACAGAAAAGAAAAAUAGCCACAAAGAAGCAGUCCAGUAACAAGAAAUCCAAGGCCGACAGUGAUGAUAAUAGUCCGCCAUCUAACACUGCUGUCAAAAAGAAAGCAGUCAAGAAAAAGGAGCCAAAGGAAAGCAAAAAUGUCAAAGGUAAAGAUCACUCAGAGGAUGACAAAACAGUCAACAAAGACAACUCAAGUAACACAUCUGUGAAAAAGGAAAAAACCAGAGAGGCUCCAAAGGUGCGGGCUACAAGUCCUGAACCAAUGGAGGUAGAGCAGGACAUCAAGAAAGAGAAGGCAGAAAAACCAUUGGACAACUCGGCAUCCUCCAAAAUAAAGAAACCUAAGAAACAGAAAGAGCAGCCUCCUAAGACAGAGUCUUCCUCACCCCCAGGGCCAACACCCACUGUGGUUCACCCCCCAGUGGUACCCACCAGCCAUUCACAGCCUUCUGGUGGGACCUCCUAUAACAAACCUCCUGUCUCCUUGUUGAAGAAAACGUGUGAGCCAUUCUUACAAGAUGAUUCCUGUAGUGAGGUCACCCCAAAACUGAUGAAAUGUCGGGAAUGUAAGAUGACACCCACCCAGCGCAGCAAGAAACUCCCCAAUAUUUUCUGUAGAUUUUAUGCCUUCAGAAGACUGAGGUACAGUCAGAGAGGUUUCCUGAUGAUUGACGGAUUCUCCGAACUCUCAGAUGCCAUUAAUGAGGAUAUAGACCCGUGGUUACCAAAUAUUCCAGUCAUGGAACCCAGAAUAGAUAUAGAGACUGCCAAGUACAUUGUGGCACGGGUAGGGGAUAAAUUCUGUGAACUGGUUCAGCAGGAGAGAGAGGCGAAGAAUCUGGCCGGAGAUGAAGCUAAAAUAGCCUGGAAGAGAGCAGUGACAGGUGUUCGUGAAAUGUGUGAUGUUUGUGAUACCACACUGUUUAACAUGCACUGGGUUUGUCAUAAGUGUGGAUUUGUGGUUUGUCUGGACUGUUAUAAAGUGAGACUCCGCGCUCUCCAGCAGGAUAGCGGGGAUGAAGGGGAGGAAUCCGAUCCUUAUAAUGCAGCACAGCAAGAGGAACAACGCGACUGGCUUACAUGUAGUGCAAACCGUCAACAACACGAGCCCGACAAACUGAUGCUGACUCAGAUCAUUCCGGGAGAUGCAUUAUGGGAAGUGGGAAAACUGAUCCAUGACAUGAAGAAGAAGUGGAACGUCCCCUGCAAGUGUUCUUGUGGUCAGUCCAACUCCAAACUGGUGCAGCAGAAAAAUGGCCUUAACCAGCAGUAUGUUCAACAGGCCAUCAACCAUUUGUCAAACAACAAGUCCAAAAAGUUGAUCAAUGGAAUAGCUGAGGACCACAAAAUGUACAAAGGCAAGAAAGAUUCCAUCAAUGGUAACAUCAAGUAUAAUCCCAAUAGCUCAUCUCCUCUCAAUCUACUGGCAGAUGUUGCUUCUAUGGAUUCUGAAACCAGUCGUGAUCGCAGCGAGUCACCCUUUGGCAAAAACAUUGACAAGUUUGGCAAGUCGUACAAUCCUAUUACAGAGCCUGUAUCACCGUGUGGAGGGGGGAACAAUGCUAGUGAUGGCGAUAAUGAGAAAAAGAACCCAGCCAGCUGCUCAACGCUGCGGGAACUGUUAACAAAAACUGCAGGGAAAGUCAAGUCUGACAACAACAACAAAAAGUCUAAACCCAAGUCGAGUAGCAGCACAUUGGACGAUAUCAUCCAGUCAGUGGUAGAGAAACAGUUACCUCGAGAUGAGAAUAGCCAACCAGUUCGCUUAAUGCAUUACAUUCCUCGUAUGGGACACAGCAGCAUGUUGACCCGAGACACACCCAUUCUGGUCCAUAAUCUGACAGAGACCAGUGUGUUGUACCCUGAUGUACCUCACUCCUGGCUCUGUGAUGGCCGUUUGCUGCGUCUUCAUGAUCCCAAACAUAAGGGAAAUUUCAAGAUCUUCCAGGAACAGUGGAAAAGAGGUCAGCCUGUCAUUGUGUCUGGGGUGGACAAACUUUUAAACCGCUCGCUUUGGCAUCCUUCCUCAUUCAGCAAGACCUUUGGGAAGGAGAAGAAUGAUGUGGUCAAUACCAUGUCUGGUGUGGUGAUCAUAGGUCACCCUAUGUCUGUGUUCUGGGACGGAUUUGAGCGUCUCAGAGACCGCCUGCUGGAUGAUGACGAGGAACCCAUGCUUCUGAAGCUGAAGGACUGGCCACCAGGGGACGAUUUUAGUGAUCUAAUGCCAAACCACUUCGAUGAUCUCAUGCAGGCUCUUCCUCUGCCCGAGUACACUCAUCGCCAUGGCAAACUCAAUUUGGCAUCCCGUCUCCCUGACUUCCUUGUGAGACCAGACCUGGGGCCUAAGAUGUACAAUGCAUAUGGGUCUGCAAAGUAUCCGAGUGAGGGAACUACAAACCUCCAUCUCGAUGUCUCUGAUGCCGUCAAUUGUAUGGUGUACGUCGGAAUUCCAGCCGAUGGUCCAGGUGGCAAACAGCCCCACAUCAACAUGGCUAUCAAGGCUAUUGACGACGCGGGCUGCGACACGAUGACAAAGAAGCGCGUAAGAGAAACCAACGAGGUUCCUGGUGCACUGUGGCACAUCUAUGAUGCCAUGGAUGCAGACAAGAUCAGGGAUUUCUUAAAUAAGGUGGGUAAAGAGAGGGGAGAGGAGAUUGAGCCCCACCAUGACCCAAUUCAUGACCAGAGCUGGUACCUAGAUGUGGAGCUUCAGAGUCGCCUUUAUAAGGAAUAUGGAGUGCUGGGAUACACUAUUGUACAGUGUAUGGGAGAUGCUGUGUUUAUCCCUGCUGGGGCCCCCCAUCAGGUGAAAAAUCUUCACAGCUGUAUCAAGGUGGCUGAGGAUUUUGUCUCUCCAGAACAUCUGAAUCACUGCUUCAGUCUUACCCAGGAAUUCAGGCUUCUGUCAGACACACACACCAACCAUGAAGACAAACUGCAGGUGAAAAACAUUAUGUAUCACGCUGUGAAGGAUGCCCUGGCUGUGCUGAACAAUGCUGAACCGGAGGAGGACUAGGGAGGGAAACCAGUUUAUACUGGGCAACCAGAAAAUGGUCGCUCACUACCAGAAUAGGAUAGUGGAAUUCACUUCAGAGGAAAGCUGAAAUGGUUAACUUAUUUAUGGAGGGAUUUAUUAGUGAGAAAUAUUCUGUAGACGAUCAUGACCGAUUUUGGAUUUCAUUUGUGCUAAUUGAUGCAAACCUUCAAAUCGGGCCCAAAUUUAUGACUAGCUGGGGGCCUUAACCAAACAUAUCACGUGGACCUUUAGGUAAGGCAUGUGUUAGAGGACUUCUAGCCAACACUGUGAUACUGUUUACUACUGCUGCAGCAGAGGACACUGCCAUCGUGAACACAAAGCUGUCAGAGACUCUCACCAAGUCUCUACAGACACCAACAGUGCUAUGCUAUUUAUGGAUUUUCUUUUUUCCUUGACUGGUGGACAAUUUUGUUGUCUUUUUUAUUUUGUGAAUUAUGAUUAAUCCUGUGGAUUUGAUGUAUGGAUGAUGUAGCUUGGAGCGUAAACACUUUGAUCUCAUGAUUUUGUAUUGUAUAUCAGGGAGUUAUGUACCAACUCUGUCUGAUGUUAUCAGUGACCUUGAGGGGUGAAGGUCAUGUGUGACAAACUAUGGACAGAGUUUGGGCUGGUGCAUUGAUUUGAAUCCCUUUUGAUCUGGGGAGGAACAAAGCAGCUUUGGUCCACAUUGUGUAAGAAUCUUUGGGGGAGAGAUGCUGUAUAGUGUGGCCGUGCUAAAUUUCUAAUACCUAUAUAGGAUUAAGUACAAUAUACAGAAUAUAUGUACACUAACAAAAGCAUCAGUAGAGGUCUUAGCUUGGUUUUUCUUCAUCUGCUCUCACAACCCAUUACCACACAAAAGCCAAGCGGAGAGCUCUGUAUGCUUUCUGUUAGAAAGCUGUUACUGUAAAUGAAUGCUUUCCAGAUUAUGUUCUGAUGUUUAAAGUUUAUUGAUAUGAUUUGUUGAUGUCCUUAGAGAGAUAUAUACAUAUAUAUUAUAUAUAUAAUUAAUGCAGAUUGCUUUUAUCAGCCAGGAUUAAAGCGAGCAGUGUUUUAUUUUCUGUUUGUUUAUAGGCUUUUAUUGGCUGAGAUAUAUUAUAUACUUAUAUAAAAUAUAUUCUAUAUAUACAUAUAUAGAAAUAACUGUGAAAAAAGGGAAAUAAUGCAAAGUUUAUCUUUUGUUUUUCCUAGCUUCAUAAAAAUGUCCCAAAGUAUAUCAUGUCAAAUUAUGUAGUACUACAUGAAACAUGGAAUUCACUAUGUAGAGGAAACGUGUUGAACUGUUCACAAAUUGUUGGGAAAAUUCUGCAUUAAAAAAUAAUUGCAUUAA
Molecule: messenger RNA, 9079 nt
Organism: Saccostrea echinata
Lineage: Eukaryota; Metazoa; Mollusca; Bivalvia; Ostreida; Ostreidae
Product: lysine-specific demethylase 3A-like
Exons: 19
Coding region: 118-7752 (2544 amino acids)
Biological process (GO): regulation of transcription by RNA polymerase II
Cellular component (GO): histone deacetylase complex; chromatin
Molecular function (GO): histone H3K9 demethylase activity; transcription coregulator activity; chromatin DNA binding
Source: RefSeq, a predicted model, not a curated record